Molecule: messenger RNA, 4213 nt
Organism: Callorhinchus milii (elephant shark)
Lineage: Eukaryota; Metazoa; Chordata; Chondrichthyes; Chimaeriformes; Callorhinchidae
Product: transcription factor E2-alpha
Exons: 18
Coding region: 214-2190 (658 amino acids)
Biological process (GO): regulation of transcription by RNA polymerase II
Cellular component (GO): transcription regulator complex
Molecular function (GO): RNA polymerase II cis-regulatory region sequence-specific DNA binding; DNA-binding transcription factor activity, RNA polymerase II-specific; protein dimerization activity
Source: RefSeq, a predicted model, not a curated record
CCAGGGAGGUGUGCGGGCUCCAUGUUUAUUUGGGGAAAAUCCGGAUUAUUGUGCUCGUGGGUUUACUGAAUGCAAACGAGGAAUAUGUGGGAACAGCACCGUAUAUUGGUGACUAACCUGAUUGUUGUCUGUGAUCGCCUUCCGCCCUCUUUGUUUUUAUGUAUUGCAAUAACACCUCUUUCCUUACCCUCCCCUCCCCUCUUCUCCCUUUAGAUGUUUUCACCGCCGGCUUCUAAUGGGAAAAACAGACCCACGACCCUUGCAAGCAACCAGUUUGGGGGAACAGGUUUGGAUGAACGGAUAGCUUCCGGUCCUUGGGCACCAAAUACACAGAACAACAACCCAUCAACGUAUGACCAGCCCAGGGUGUAUGGAGAAGCUGCUCAUUACGGUGACCACGGCCCCAGCAGAGAGCUGCCCUCACACGAAGGCAUGUCUUCAUCUUCGUUCAUAAACUCGGGGCUUGUUGUAAAAAAUUCUGAAAGAGUUCCUUUCACUGCGUUUGGAAGAGAAGCUGCCAUGCCGCCUUUGAAUCAGGCCGGUUUUCUGAACUCUGAGAUGGGAAUUGCCCCCUCGGGUGCCAUGUCUCCCACGGUGGUGAAGACGGGCUCUCAGGGCUAUGCCUUCCCCGGAAACCCUCGCCGCCGUACGGCACAGGAGCCCAGCAAUCUCGAACCUCAGCCUAAAAAGGUACGAAAGGUGCCUCCUGGCCUCCCGUCAUCGGUCUACGCCUCCACAUCCAGCGAGGAGUACAGCAGAGAAUCGGCCAGUUACACUUCCUCCAAGCCAUCAGCCUCUGUCUUUCCCGGAUCCUUCUACAUCCAAGACAGUAUUCACAACGGACCCGAUGUUUGGAACUCGUCUGGUGGGAUGGGCCAGGCGGGGUACGCAGCGCUGAUUGGAAAUUCCUCAUCUCACUUGUCCCAACCCGGGCCGUACAGUAAUCUCCACCCACAUGAACGACUGAACUACCCGCUGCACCCUGUCCCCCCCACAGAGGUGAAUGGGAGUCUGCCCUCCAUGUCCGGGUUCCACUGUUCCAACAACCCGAGCUCAGCUACAUAUGGGGUUCCGUCUCACACUCCGCCAAUCAGUGGGGCUGAAACUAUUAUGGCUAACAGAGCGAGCUCAGCUGGCAGCCCCCAAACCUGUGAUGCUCUGGGAAAAGCUCUAGCCUCGAUUUAUUCACCAGAUCAUACCAGCAGUAACUUUCAUUCAAGUCCAUCUACACCGGUUGGGUCCCCACAAGCAAUUGCAGCUACAGGUCAGUGGCCGCGGUCCGGAGGCCAAGGCACAAUGUCACCGAAUUACGAAGGGACGCUGCACACUCUGCAAAACAAGAUGGAAGAUCGUCUAGACCGGUUGGACGACGCUAUCCAUGUGCUGCGUAGCCACGCUGUGGGCUCUGUGCCCGCCCUACCCGGGGCCCACGGAGACAUGCAGGUGUUAAUAGGGCCCACCCACAACGGGCCGGUCACAGGCAUCGGUGCAGGAUUCACCCCACCAGUGCUGCUGUCAACUAACAGGCACGGAAUGGUUGGACCUCACCAUGAAGAAGGCUCAGGAAUAAGCAACAGCCCCGGCAUUCUGUCUAACCGCGUGCUGCCGUCACAGUCCACCGCACUGUCAGACCUGAGUCGACCACAGGACACUUACAGUGGCAUGGGCAGCGGAUUGCAGAGAUCGAGUGUCAGUCAGUCUGACAUUAAGCGGGAGGACAAGGAGGAUGACGAGAAUCGGAAUUCCUCAGGUUCAGAAGAUAGGUCAGAUGACGAGAGGAAAGACUCUAAAAUGUCUUCACGGGCAUCGAGAACAAGUCAAGAUGAUGAUGAACACCUGCCCCCAGAGCAAAAAGCAGAAAGAGAGCGGGAGAGGAGAGUAGCUAACAAUGCUCGUGAACGCCUACGCGUGCGUGACAUCAAUGAGGCCUUCAAGGAACUUGGACGCAUGUGUCAACUCCACCUUAACAAUGACAAGCCACAGACAAAACUGCUUAUCCUACACCAAGCUGUGUCAGUCAUUCUCAACUUGGAGCAACAAGUCAGAGAGCGUAACUUGAAUCCUAAAGCUGCCUGCCUUAAACGAAGGGAAGAAGAGAAGGUGUCUGCAGUCGUGGCAGAACAGCCACUGCCCCUUCCCCCUACACACCCCGCUCUCGGGGAUAAUCACAAUGCCGUGAGCCACAUGUAGAAGCUCCGUCUUGUCUGGUUGAACUAAAGGUGGUGAGCAAGGAAGACACAUUGUCAUCUCCUCUGUGAAGAGGAAAACCUUGUUCUGCCAGAAACAACUAAUGAUAAACUGACGAAUCCAUUCUGGAUCAGAAACGCAAAUGUGGGAAUGAGCAUUUGCUGUAUCUGUCUAAAAAUGGGGGAAAAGUCUACAUAUCGUUGAAGUACUGGAUCUGUAUGCUGCAAAAAAAACAAAGUUUUUUUUUUCUACUGCCCAAAGAAGAAAAACUUCCCCACACAACGGAAAAAGGAGCUAGUGCCUAAGGUUGUUUUAAAUCCCGGUAUGUUUUAUUCAAACCUACAAGGUGAUGAGGUUGUUUUGGAACAAAAUUUCAAGUCCUUUUUCUUGCUUAUGUUUGUAAGCAACUGGUCUUAUUGUUUUUUUUUAUAUAACAAAAAAAACAACUUUCCGGUACCCUCGGUUUUGCAGCAUUUCCAGCAAAACAAUAUUUGUCUUACUCAGUUGACGCAUGACCACUCCGUAACCUCCCCAGUGAUUGACUGGGAGAGGGAUUGUUGGCCAAUGGACACAAUAUUCUAUGAACCACCUGCCCUGCCUUUAUGAUCAGGUUAUGAAAGGCCAACACAUGAGUGCAUCACCAAGAUAGUUCAUUCGUUUGUAGGGAGUUAUUUUAUGUAAAAUGAGCAAAACUAUAUUUUUGCAUUAUUAGACUUUACAUUGUAGUUUUUUAAGGUAGCUGGGCAUAGUGUGUACUUAGAUCUUUAAAGUCCUUUGAAGACUUUUCAUAUUGCAACACAAGAUUGUUGUGGAUUCUAGGUAUUGUAUGACCUUUAGUUUGUCAUGGACUUAUUCCACGUGGGAAUAAAAAUAAACAAAACCCAUGUUUUGUAGGAUUCCUGCAAAAUGUACUGUUUGAGCAUUUAAAGUCCAUAUGAAUUGGUUAUGGAAUCUAAUGAGGAUGUGAGCAACUUGUCUGACAGUGGCUUGCAUUACGCCAAGCUGAAUACACUGCAGCAGCCCAACUGCCUGCGUCGUGGAAACAACCCCAAUGCAAAGUACACCCCCCACCCAACACACCCUCACCCCCAAAACCCCCCACCGGAAUCAGUCUUCCACUAAGAACGCAUUCACGGACUUUCACCAGCCAAGCAGAAGACGCAGUGCUUUUGACAUAAACUUUUUUAUUUUUUAAAAAAGAGAAAAAAAAAAGGACAUGAACAAGUGGGGAAAAAAUGGGCAAAAAAAACUGGGACUGAAAGAACAAAAAAGUUUUUUUUUGACAUUUUUUAGGGUUAAAAAAAUGCCUGACAUUUCUGGAACUGCAUUAAAUAUUGUGCAGUGACAUCUCUCGGCUCAUUUUGAGUAUGUAUGUAAUAGUUUAAAAAAGAAUUACAUGUGGCCUUUUCAUUCUUGUACUUGUGAUGCAAUGUGAACAGAAUGAAAAAUGACCAGUGCCUAACAUUUCAUUAAAAGCCUCUUUUUUGUCUAGUGCUUUUUUUUGCUAAGAAAAAGACUUGCAGUAAGUAUACCCUACAACAAAGUGAAAUUUAAGGAAAAAAAGUUGGCUUAUUUUUCACAACAGCAAUCCUUUUAUACCAUAAAUCUUGAUGAAAAAAAAUGUCUUGGAUUCUGAAUGUUACUUUUUGUAGAUUUUUACUCAAUGUCUGAUUCCAGAAGUUUAUUUUACUACAUUUAAGGUAAAGGCUUCUUCUAGUGCCCAUACAGUACUUAAAUGUCGCACAAUUAGAUUUCUGAUUGUGUUGCUGAGUGCCUCAAGUUCCAUGUUUUUUUUUGUAUUUGUUUGUACAAGCAUCAAAAACAGCUGGCUGGAGUAUUCAGAAUUGUAGUUUCAAUCUUUUCCUUUUGUCUUAGUAGCUAAUGAGGACUGUCAUGUAUAUAACAGUAAUGUAGCAAUAAAUGUGCCAUUUUUAUAACGGGAAUGCCCCUCCUUUUUAAUGUCCGUUUAAUCUUGUAUACCCAUUGUCAUUGUAAUAAAGGGUUUACCUUCAAUUUAAAAAAAAAA